GAGCGGGUUAAAGCGCGGAGGGCCCGAGGGGCGGUGCCUGGCCCGGAACUACCGGGGGAAGCUGCGCGGGCGGCGGCGGCCGCGGCCCGGUACGCGGCUGCGGGCAAGGAAGACCAUGUCAGGACGAACAUCAACCUCAAGUCAUGUCAGUUUUCGUAUACCAAAGAAGAAAACAAACACCAAGUCAGAGGAUGUCCAAGUUCAGUCCCCUUUGGCAAGGCUCCCAGGCUCCCACCAUUGUGACUACCCUUUAAAAGAGUGGGGAUUAAGUGCCAACAACAGAAAGCCUUCCACAAAAGGAAAAAGGCAAAAGGAUUGCAACAGACACAGCUUUAAUGACGAAGAAUCAAUUGGGCAACCCAAAGUUAUCUUGACGAACGUCCUGAGUACGAAAAUUGGAAGAAAGUACAUAGACAGCCACGUAAUAAUUGAUGCAAAUUUACCUGCUGCAGACAAAUUGCAAUUGGGUCAACUGCCCUCAUCAGCUGUUGCCAGCCUACAGACAUGUCAAAUGUUAAGUUCUCCUCAUGAAAAUUCUUUUCUUUCUGAAAGGUCUGAACUUUGCCUGAGAAAGACAGAUGAUGAACUGUGUAAAUUGACCAAGGCUUCUAAGGAACCAGAAAAAAUUAAUGCUGUCUCUUUCAGAAGACGAGAGCUGCAGAAGAAAGAAAACAAGCACUGUGGUGAACUGGAGAAGAGGAGCAGACACAUGAGCAGCACUACUCUUAGUCAAAAGGAAUCGGGCUCUUUUGAUUCUGAGAAAAGGAAAAGAAGACAUAGUGGCCAUAUUUCUGAUGAUUGUAAUGCACAGGUUCCACAAAAGUCACUUGCAUUCUCUGAAGAUAAAAGUUUGAGUUCGGCUCGGUCUCCUGGCUGCAGAAUACCCUGUGAAGAUGGACAAAACCACAGAUCUGAUCCUAUUCUGGUGUCAGAUUGCCCAGCAGAGAGAGACUCUAAAGACUCUUCCACCCACAACCACUUAAGGCCUGCUCACAGCCUCACAGAGGCCUCUGCCUCAGAGUCUCCUUCCAGAAAUUUGCCAAAGAAACAGCUUUCUGCCACCAGAGAGGAUGUGAUUUCACCACGGGUUCCUACAAUCAGGAAGUUAAAGAUGGACAAAUCCGAGUACCUGAGCAGGCUGCGGAACAGAAUCUGCAGGGGUAAUCAGCACCUUGUUUCCAUUGACCCAAUUAUCCUUUCCAGUGAUGAUGAAGAUGGACCUUCUAAACCACAAUGCACAGAGCUGAUGCAGGAUAGUAUCACCGAAAGUAAAGAAACAGACCAACAGUCUGACUUCUGUUUUUCAGAGAAGCAAUUAGAAAACAAGACGAAAAGUCACACAGAGCAGUUUUUAACAGGGUCAAUUGAAGAUAAAUGUCCUCUUAGCUUACCUUCUGGAAGCAUACCUAGAAAGCAGACAAAUCUGGCGCUGAAUGUUGAGUUUGAUAGACUACACAUUGGGAAAUUUAAGUGUUUAUCAACAGGUCCUGCUAGGUUUACAAUGAAAAAUAUUGUGAUCCCAUUUCAGGUGUUUCUGAAGAACAUUGAGCUUACAGUGGAUACACUGGAUCUGAGAAGAUUUGGCUGGUGGAAAAGUGGUGGUGGCUGUUCUUCAACAAUUAUUUUUCUUUGGUUGUCUGUGGAUUAUGUAGAAGAGAUUGAAACCCAGAUGGGAAAGUUAGUUACCAGCCAGCCAUCCAAAUCAAAUGAAUUUGUAGUUUUUGAACUGUCUCAACCACUCACAGAAUGGGAAGAAGACAGACUGACUAAACUGAUUACAGGUGUCAGCAAGAGGAACAGAGCACCAGAUCUUGCUGAGUUUUUGUCUUGUAAACAAGCAUUAUCCUUGCUUAAGGAUCUUUCUCCUGAAGAAAGCUCUUUUGUGAGUUGCAAUAAGGAUCUACUAAAGCAAUACAUGCCGAAAGAGAAUACCUCAGAUGCUCCUGAGCCUGUAAUUCAGGAAUCAAAGCUGAAAGUCGUCAGGCCCAGUUAUGCCCUUGCAAAUAAGCAGAAUAGUGGCUGCUAUUGUGUCUCUUUGUCCUCUGCACUGAGUGAUGAAUGGAAAGAAGUAAGAGAAAUUGGAGCAGUUGAGAAUUUAAUUGUUUAUCCACCCCCACCUGCAAAAGGAGGCCUGGGAGUCACAAGAGAAGACCUAGAGUGCUUAGAAUAUGGCGAGUUUCUCAAUGAUGUCAUCAUUGAUUUCUAUCUAAAGUAUCUGUUGUUGGAGAAGGCACCAAAACAUGUUGCUGACCGUACACACAUUUUUAGCAGUUUCUUCUACAAGUGCCUGACCAGGACAGAAAAAAACUCUGAGGGGGAUGUCAAAGUUUCAGCAGCACAGAGAAGACACAGAAGAGUAAGAACAUGGACUCGCCAUAUAAAUAUCUUCAAUAAAGAUUAUAUCUUUGUGCCUGUCAAUGAGGAGUCUCACUGGUACAUGGCAGUCAUCUGUUUCCCCUGGCUGGAGGAGGCCGUGUGCGAGGAGCGGCCCCAGCCAGGCAGGGAGAGCGCUGCAGCCGCUGCCCGGCGCCCCAGGGAUGGAGAGGAGCUGCACGGUGGCAAUGAAAUUGCUGCUUCUGCUUCAGUUCUAUAUUCAGCUAUUUCUAAAAUCUCCCUAAGUAAUUCCAAAAAGCAGAUUUGUAAAAGGCCUUGUAUACUCAUCUUAGAUUCCUUGAAAGCAUGUUCUGUGCAGAAAACAGUUCAGGUUUUGAGAGAGUACCUUGAAGUGGAAUGGGAAGCUAAAAGAAAAACACAUCGGGAAUUCAGUAAAUCAACAAUGAUUGACCUGUGUCCCAGAGUGCCUAAACAAGAUAACUGCAGUGAUUGUGGGGUCUAUUUGCUGCAGUAUGUGGAAAGCUUCAUCCAGAAUCCCAUAGUUAAUUUUGAACAACCACUGAAUCUGGAGAAUUGGUUCCCUCGUCAGCUGAUCAGAAACAAAAGAGAAGAAAUUCGAGACCUGAUCUUGCAACUGCACUUCCAACAGCAGAGUGGCAGCAGCAGCUAAUAAAUCCAGUCAGGCAGUCCUGGACACUGCUGUGUAAAAUAUCUGGAACUCUGCAUAGUGGUGUUCAGUCUCUCCCUGCCUUGCAAGGAAGAAAAAAACUAAGGCACAAGGAGUACUUUUUAUUCGUCAUGUAUUUAUUUAUUUUCACUGGUGUUGUGUGGUCUUAAGAUGCUGGAAUGGGGAAAGGAGAAGGUUGUAGAUAAGGAUGUAAAUAUGUAAGUUAAACUUAAUGCAUAUGGAUUGCUGGUUGAUUCUUGGAGUAUGAAAGCUGCUUACAGGUAUAUGCCUCAAGGAUGUAAAAAUACUUUUAUCUUUUGGAGCCUGUUCUUUAUAAUUCUAUAUAAACAUGAAUGACCCUGUAGGAGUCAGGCCUGAAGACAGGGUCUGGAUCUUGUGUUAUGUCUCUUGGUUUGCAGUUGAUACAGAUAGAAUGAAUACUAUGUAUUUUUUUACUUUAAGGGUUUAAUGUUGACUCUCUUUAGAGAUGUAUUUUUUGGUUUGUUUCUGGUUAUAUACAGAAGUAAUCUGCAUGUGUCAGAAAAUUCUGCCAAGAUUUGAGGCUCAUGAGUUUUGAUGAUUUUUUUUUUAAAAAUAUUUUCCCCCUUCCUGGCAUUUUCAUACAAGUGUGUUCCCUUUGUUUGAGAGUGACUGUUGAAAUGCUUCAAAGUCGGGAGUGCAUUUUCUUUUAAGUUUUUUUUUUCUUACCAGAUUUUAGAAGCAAACUUGCUCUCAAAGUACAUACCAAUACAAUAUGUGUAGGCAGUAGAUUUUUAAUUCUGUUCACCUGAUUUUGGGGAAUAAUUCCUACAAAUCUUAAAGCAUCACAUGCAUUAGCAAGGCAAACAGGCUGUGGCUUAACAACUUCAAAAGUCUGAGGUGUUUUACUGAAAAAUAAUGUCAUUAAGAUACAUGAUUUACAUAUAAGACAAACAGGAUUUGUACCUUAGGAGAACUGAGUAAAGAUGACUGAAUAUUGAGUGUUUGGACUCAGACUUGAUUUGAUAAACUAUCACAAGUUCAUUGUUUUAAUUUGUAUUUAUGUAGCUUUUUCUUGAACAGUGGUCACAUUUUGAUGUGUGCACUCCUUUCUGUGCUCACUGCACCUCAGCAGGUGACUGUUCUAAAAGGAUGCUUUCUCCUGUUCCCCGCUGUAACUUUACUGAAGUGUCAUCUUACCCUUCAGAAGGACUGUGUGUCAGAGAACCACCAAGGCCACUUGUGUCAUAAUAGUCUACAAAACCAGAGCUCUUAAAGCUGGAAAUACAACUGAGAGUUAAAAUAAAAAUUGAGGGCCACCCAAAGACGUGAGCAUUUUUGUCAUUGCUGAAUUCUCAGGGCCCCUUCCCUCAAGACAACUCUGAAACUUGGCUUCUCGAAAAUCCAGUUAUUAUUUCAGGUUCUGUACAGUCAUCCAACACCCCUCCACUCCCCCUUACUUGUUUCUCAAACCAGGAAGCAUUCUUUCAGGGGGAGAGAGAAUUUUAAAACAACAAUUUGCUGAGCACAGUCUGUAUAGCUGUGAGCAGCCUUGUGCAAUGACUGUGUAUGUUUUUUUGUCUUUGUUUCUAGUUUAAUUCUGUAGUUUGGCACUACCCCUUCUUCCCCUGCCUCCCAACAUCUUUCCUUCUCAUCCCAGAGUUGUGUCUUUCAGCACCUAAAUCACAGCACCAGCAUUACUUACAAGAAUAAUCUGUGUAUUUAUUGUAAAACAAAAGAUGAAAUGCAGGAAUACGUUCCCCUUCUCUACACCUUUCUUAAUUGAAUAAUAUUUUCAGUGUUCCCUUAUGAAAAACAAUUUGGGCUUUUUCUUAUGUUAAAGUUAGGUUUUAUCACCAACCAAUUGGUUCUUUUAGAUUGACUGGUUUUAUAGAUAUUGAAAAGCAAAAUAACAUAUGCAAUUUUCUAAACUGAUUUUAUUACACAAAAGGAUUGCCUUUUUAGAUUUCUUACAUAUGUGCUAUGAGAAUGCCACUGCAUUUGAUAUUAAAAUUAUCUCCAGAA
Messenger RNA from Taeniopygia guttata (zebra finch), 5005 nucleotides. RefSeq names its product SUMO specific peptidase 7 (gene SENP7). The record is from RefSeq and is a predicted model, not a curated record. Gene Ontology annotation, cellular component: nucleus; cytoplasm. Gene Ontology annotation, molecular function: SUMO-specific endopeptidase activity. Gene Ontology annotation, biological process: proteolysis; protein desumoylation. Lineage: Eukaryota; Metazoa; Chordata; Aves; Passeriformes; Estrildidae.